AGUUUCUGAAUGUUUUGAGUACUUUAGGGGCUUCUCUGUAUGACUUGCCAGAUUCCGGCACUCAAAAUCUUUUGUCCGGCUUUACCGGCGAUCAUAAACCGGAGAUCACCAAAAAUCUAACUGCAAAAUGCCAGGACCAGGUCCACAUAUGAUGUACGCUCUAGGCACCGGUCAAGCCCUCAUGACCCUCUCUAGCGGCAGAUUCAGCCCUCACCACUGCCUCAUCUACGCUCUCAACGCCUUUUUCGGUCCCGAUAUCGGCUCCUUCACCGAGUGGCUUACCUCCACCCUUGGAUUAGCUGCUCUGUUCGGAUCUUCCGUCGAAACUUACAUUCACGAUCCAUUUUUAUACAUUUUCAUCCUCGGGUUCCCCCUUUCGUUGCUCUACACUCGUGUUUCAAGAUUUUUUGUUUCCAAAGGUUAUUUAGAUUCGGUCUCUGGGGUUCCGCUUACUGUGAAGCAGUGUUUGUUGCUUAUAUCAGCUGGUUCUUUGUCCCAUUUCUUUUUGGAUCACUUGUUUGAGGAAAAUGGGCACUCAACUGUGUACACCUGGAUACUGAGUACGGGUUGGUGGAAAGGCCGGGCGCCAGUCAAUCCGGAUGCUGUUGUUGUAGUCGGGUUCUUAUGUGGGUGUUUGAUCAUCGGUUUCAUUCACAUCAACAGGGUGAAGCCCGAAAGAAACAUCAAGAAACAAUCAAGUAACUCUGUUAAGCUUCUGAUAGCGAUUGGUAGCUUGUAUAGUUUAUGGUGUGCAAGCCAGAUAUACUUGGUGAAUCCUCCUAGACCAGCUGUUGGUGAAGAAGCUGAUCUUGGAGUCAUUUUGUUUUUAGCUGUUUAUUUCUUUCUUCCACACACAUUAUGCAUCAUGUCUAUGAACACGCCUGAGCCUGAGCGGCUCCCGCUUUAGCUAGAACUCGCUUGUUCCACACGUCCAAAAUGUACACCUUUGAAAUCUGGAAAGAAACAUUCAUCAAUUUGUGUAGCAGAAAAUGUGUUGAUAUGCUGCCUUCUAACA
Helianthus annuus (common sunflower) is the source of this 1015-nucleotide messenger RNA. RefSeq lists its product as uncharacterized. The record is from RefSeq and is a predicted model, not a curated record. The transcript is spliced from 4 exons. NCBI's taxonomy places the organism in Eukaryota, Viridiplantae, Streptophyta, Magnoliopsida, Asterales, Asteraceae. Bases 128 to 907 code for a protein of 259 amino acids.